AUGGCCGAGGAAUCCCACCGCCGAUAUGCCGAGAUCUUCCGCGACGUCGAGCACAUGAUCGACGACCACAUCACCCGUCAGGAGGAGGCGAAUGACCUGCCCUCCAAGCUCAAGAUGCUCGUCCCCAGCGCGGGUCCCUUCUUUACCCGCCUGCCCCUCGAAGCCGCCUUCAACCACAUGGACGAGCGCCGCCUCAUCUCCUCGCGCCGCUACGUCUCCCCAUCCUUCAACGAUGUCCGCCUCAUUCUCAACGCCGCCCAGAUUAUGGCCGUCACCGCCGCCCCCGAGUCCCCGCUGCAGCUCGCCACGUUCGACGGAGACGUCACCCUCUACGACGACGGCGAGAGCCUGGAACCCUCAAGCCCGUUGAUCCCGCGCCUCCUGGACCUCCUCCGCAAGGACGUCAAGAUCGGCAUCGUCACGGCGGCGGGCUACACGACGGCAGACCGCUACUACGACCGCCUCCACGGCCUCCUCGACGCCAUCGCCGCGUCCAAGGACCUGACGCCGGUCCAGAAGGAGUCCAUCGUGAUCAUGGGCGGCGAAGCCAACUACCUCUUCGAGUACGACCCAUCGUCCCCGCACCUGCUGAGCCCGGUCCCGCGCGAUCGCUGGCUCACGCCCGAGAUGGCCGCCUGGUCCGACGACGACAUCGACGCGCUCAUCGACGUCGCCGAGGCCGCCCUGCUCGACUGCGUCAAAACGCUCAAGCUCCCCGCCACGCUGCUCCGCAAGGACCGCGCCGUCGGCAUCAUCCCCACCGACCCCUCGAUCCGCAUCCCCCGCGAGUCGCUCGAGGAGACGGUCCUCGUCGUCCAGAAGACCCUCGAGCUCUCGGCGCUGGGGUCCCCCGCCCAGACGGCCGGGUGCAGCGUCCCCGUCUCCGCCGGGGCCGGCCCGCCCACACCCUCGCCCACACCCACGCCCCCGGUGGCCCUCUCCGGUCAUCGCCGCCGCGUCCCCUUCUGCGCCUUCAACGGCGGCCGCGACGUCUUCGUCGACAUCGGCGACAAGUCGUGGGGCGUGACCGUCUGCCAGCGGUGGUUCGCCGCCAAGGCCGGCCGGCCGGAGCAGCCCAUCGCCGGCGAGAGCACGCUACACAUCGGCGACCAGUUCCUCAGCGCCGGGAGCAACGACUUCAAGGCCCGCUCGGUGGGCACCACGGCGUGGAUCGCGAGCCCGGCGGAGACGACCGAGCUGCUGGACGACUUGCUCACGAGGGUGUAA
Molecule: messenger RNA, 1227 nt
Organism: Colletotrichum navitas
Lineage: Eukaryota; Fungi; Ascomycota; Sordariomycetes; Glomerellales; Glomerellaceae
Product: IMP-specific 5'-nucleotidase
Exons: 3
Coding region: 1-1227 (408 amino acids)
Biological process (GO): nicotinamide riboside biosynthetic process; nucleotide metabolic process; nicotinic acid riboside biosynthetic process
Molecular function (GO): magnesium ion binding
Source: RefSeq, a predicted model, not a curated record